Messenger RNA from Zeugodacus cucurbitae (melon fly), 4017 nucleotides. RefSeq names its product aspartate--tRNA ligase, mitochondrial (gene AspRS-m). Gene Ontology annotation, biological process: aspartyl-tRNA aminoacylation. The transcript is spliced from 12 exons. Gene Ontology annotation, molecular function: aspartate-tRNA ligase activity; nucleic acid binding; ATP binding. Gene Ontology annotation, cellular component: mitochondrion; cytoplasm. The coding region runs from base 315 to 3602 and encodes 1095 amino acids. The record is from RefSeq and is a predicted model, not a curated record. Lineage: Eukaryota; Metazoa; Arthropoda; Insecta; Diptera; Tephritidae.
GAUUUUUCAGUAUCCGCUGUUGUGCCCUUAAUUUAUCCGCUAUUUGCUGAUAGUAAACGCUUUUAUUGUGCAACUUCUUAAUAAUUUCAUAUAUUAUUAAAGUUGUAAACAUUGUAAUCGUGUAGUGUUUAUAAUAGCAAGAGAACUUUGCGCUAAAAUUGUGUUUAAAUUGCAAAAAAAGGAGUUUGUGGCGUAGUCAGCAAAUCAGUUACUUGAACAGAGUUACAGCACUCGAGACAAUAGCAGCAAAGUCGACUGCGCUAAUAAAAAAAACUGAAGCGGCAGUAACAGCAGCAGAACCGGUAAAUCACUUAAUGAGCGGUCGCAAUCGUGUCAGUACUGGAAGUGGCGGUGGACGAUAUAGUGGUGGUGGUGGCUAUGGCGGCGGCGGCGGAGGCGGAGGCGGUUAUGGUGGAGGUGGCGGUGGUUAUGGAAACAAUGGAGGCGGUUAUGGCGGCAGUGGUUAUGGCGGAAAUGUAGGCUUCAAUAACAGCGGUAGCGGUGGUGAUGGCGGCUAUAAUGGCAACUAUCGUGGCGGUUAUAAUGAUUAUUGCGGCAACAACGAUGUAAAUCCCUUUAAUAGACAAGUACCUAAUGAUCUCAUGCAGUUGAUGAACGCAAUGGCGAGUAAUUUUAAUAUGAAUCCGCCACCACCACCACCAGCACGCAUGCCAUGCGGUGAGCUGCGCGCCAAUCAUUGCGGUAUGCUGGUCGAGUUAACGGGACGACUUGUUAAAAAGCGUGUAUCACGUUUUGUGGAAUUACGCGAGCGCAAUGGUGGUGCAUCACAAUUGGUUAUUUUGGAAGAUAAGUAUCCGCGCAUAGCACGCCGCAUGCAGAAUAUGCCGGAAAACACAACGUUAACCAUAACUGGCGUGGUGAACCGACGCCCAAAAAAUUCAUGCAAUCAAACUAUGCCGACCGGUGAAAUCGAAGUGGAAGUGCAAGAAAUUGUAAAUAUUGAAUUUCCAACUGGUGUGAAAAGUAUGGGCAAUAAGCGCACUUAUAGCACAAUGGUGAAACAGAAUAGUUGUGGUAUCACAAGCACUGAGUACAAGAUAGCUAAGAGUGAUAAUAUACUGAAGUAUUUUGAAAAUCGUGAUUUUACUUGCAACGAUUUGCGACGCGACGAUAUAGGUAAGAAUGUGACACUAGUCGGCUGGAUACCACAACCGAAAUCAUCGAAAUUUUUACAGCUGAAAGAUGGCUACGGCAUGACACAAAUAAUAGUUGAGGACCAAACGCUGCAAGAGACUUGCCUCAGCGCACCAGAAGGCACAACAGUAUUGGUCACAGGCAAAGUUUUGGGAAGACCGCGUGCCAAUAUCAAUUUGAAAUAUGACACCGGCGAAGUAGAGAUAUUGGUGGAUACACUCAAGAUCCUAAAUCCCGAUGACCCUUACGAGGGCCCAAUUAAAAACAAAGAGAAGUUGCAAAAAAUGUCAAUUGAUGAUUUGGAGGCAGAAGAUGCAACGAAUAACGGCAAUGUCACGGUGGGUAGCAUUGACGGUGACAAGUCGAAAAUAGCCGAUUUGAAUAAAUUCUCCGGACGUACGCAUACAUGCGGUGAAUUGAGCAUAGAUAAUGUCAAUGAGAAGGUGACCAUUUGUGGCUGGUUGGAGUAUCAACGUAUGGGCAAAUUCUUUAUAUUACGUGAUGGUUACGGCGAAACGCAAGUGCUGAUCACGUCGAAAGCUAAAGGUUUAGAGAAAUAUGCCGACGGCUUCUCGUUAGAGUCCAUUAUACGUGUCGAGGGUACGGUUAUACCACGACCAGCGGCCACAGUCAACUCAAAUAUGAAGACCGGACAAAUUGAGGUGGAAGCCGGCAGUGUGGAAGUGCUUAAUGCGGCUAAAAAGAAUUUGCCAUUUGAGGUGCGACGUCACAAUCGUGCCGGUGAACGUUUACGUUUGACACAUCGCUACAUUGACUUGAGAUUCACCGAUAUGCAGCAUAAUCUACGCAUGCGUUCGGCCAUCAUCAUGCGUAUGCGUGAAUAUUUGAUCAACUUUUUGGGUUUCGUCGAAGUGGAGACGCCCACACUCUUCCGUCGUACACCCGGUGGCGCACAAGAGUUCGUUGUGCCCACACGCAAGCCCGGACACUUCUAUUCACUCGUGCAGAGUCCGCAACAGUUCAAGCAAAUGUUAAUGGCUGGCGCCAUUGAUCGUUACUUCCAAGUGGCACGUUGCUAUCGUGACGAGGCCACGCGUCCGGAUCGUCAGCCGGAGUUUACACAACUCGAUAUCGAGUUGUCGUUCACAACACGCGAAGAUGUUAUGAAUUUGAUCGAAGAGCUGUUGCGUUAUUCGUGGCCAAAGCGUGGCCUACAGACGCCCUUCCGACGCAUCACUUACGAGGAGGCCAUGGAGAAGUAUGGCACUGAUAAGCCAGAUAUACGUUUCGGCUACACAUUGCAAAAUGUUACAAAUAUAAUUGAGAAAAAUAAGACUUUCGACGAGAAGUUCAAUAAUUUGGGUGCUUAUGCCAUUGUUGUGCGCGGUACUGAGGCCGUGUGGAACUCAACUGCACGUAAACAUUACGAGAGUCUCAGCAAGGAAUUUGACGGUACACUAUUUGUACGCAAAUUUAUGCAAUAUAAGGACGUGCUCGAGCGUUUAACGAAAUUAUUGGGUGAUGAUGUCGCGCAGGAGCUGAUUGAGAAAUUCGAUUUGGAAGAAAAUGAUCUGCUGUUCCUCGGUAUUGGCGAAAAGCGUGAAACUCAAGCACUUUUGGGUCGCAUACGUCUCGACUAUCAUAAUUUCCUUUCGGAGAAUCUGAAUCGUGUGUCUAAAGAGAAUAAAUUCCUUUGGGUCGUCGAUUUUCCGAUGUUUGCCCGCAAUGAAGAGACCAAUCAAUUGGAGAGUGUGCAUCAUCCGUUCACCGCACCACACCCCGACGAUAUGGAGGUCUUCAUGAACGCCAAAGAUGAUCAAUUGGAAAAUGUGCGCUCACAAGCUUACGACUUGGUAUUGAAUGGUCAAGAAAUCGGUGGCGGUUCAAUACGUAUACACGAUCGUGAUAUGCAACAUUUCGUACUUGAACAAAUUCUUAAAAUACCACAUGAGCAUUUGAAUCAUUUGUUGAACGCCCUGGAGUCGGGUUGUCCGCCCCACGGUGGCAUUGCACUGGGACUUGAUCGUCUAAUUGCCAUUAUCUGCCGUGCGCGUUCAAUGCGUGAUGUUAUUGCAUUCCCGAAAUCGUUGAACGGUCGCGAUCCGCUCUCGAAUGCACCCGUGCCCAUUUCCGAUGAGGAGAAGGCGCUCUACCAUUUGGCCGUGUUGGAGGGUACAAGCAAAUCGACCGAGCAUGAUAUCGAAGAUGAUGAUCCCGAUGCUGUACGCGCGACACCGUCACCGGAACCGCACAGCGAUGGCAUGUUGGUUGACAGUGAAGAUGUGAAGCCAGCGGUUGAGCGUGUUGAAGAAGUGACGCCAGUGGAUGCUGAGAAGUCGGCGUCACAAAAGUCGCUUAAAAGUGAGCCGCCUGAAUCCCCAAAUAAUAGUCAACAAGUCGCAGCUCCUGCUACACCCAAACCCGCCGUUGCCACUAAAUCAGCCACGAAGCCCAAACGUGGCGUUGCAGCGGCAAUUAAGAAGUAAAGCUUUCAGGGCGCUAACUUUUAACUAACAAAAAGAUGCAUAUGCAUAUGUAUGAGUUUCUCUAGCGUGCAUCAUGCCGUUAUGUAUAGUUUUAUCUACACAUUAUUUAUAUAUAUAUACGUAUAUUAAUUAUUUACUAAAACAAAAACAAAUCCUGCUAUAUUAUCCUCUGAAAAAGAUCAAAGUCAUUGGCGGCCUAAUAUUUCACCAUAUAACUGUAUGCAUAUGUAUUAAGAAUUUUAACGGUAUUGCAGGUGAACGUUUAAUUAAUUGUUUAUAUUUAUGGGUCAUUAUUCCAAAAAUUUUCAAUUCUCACACAAUUUCACAAUGGAUUGAUUUAUUGAACAAAAGAUUCGUUUAAAAUUAAGAAAACGGAUAACAAUAAAAAUAAAGAAACUACACCAAAAAGCAAAAA